Messenger RNA from Lipotes vexillifer (Yangtze River dolphin), 1464 nucleotides. It is a transcript of the gene SLC25A35, whose product is annotated as solute carrier family 25 member 35. The coding region runs from base 127 to 1029 and encodes 300 amino acids. NCBI's taxonomy places the organism in Eukaryota, Metazoa, Chordata, Mammalia, Artiodactyla, Lipotidae. The record is from RefSeq and is a predicted model, not a curated record. The transcript has 6 exons.
CACACUUGGGCUCUGGAAGAUGUGAGGGACCCCAAAUGCCGGGUUUCAGAGGAUAACAGAGUCUGGGGAAAGGAUGAAACUCAGCCGUGGAGAGUGGGCUGUUUUUCCUGCUACUGCUGUCCCACUAUGGACUUCUUGAUGAGCGGCCUGGCAGCCUGCGGAGCCUGUUUGUUCACCAAUCCCCUGGAGGUGGUGAAGACCAGGAUGCAGCUGCAGGGAGAACUGCAGGUCCCCGGGACCUACCGACGACACUACCGAAACGUCUUCCAUGCCUUCAUCACCAUCGGCAAGGUGGACGGCCUGGCAGCCCUGCAGAAGGGCCUGGCCCCUGCCCUCUUAUACCAGUUCCUGAUGAACGGCAUCCGGCUGGGCACCUAUGGGCUGGCUGAAGCUGGGGGCUGCCUGCACACGGCUGAAGGCACCCUGAGCCCUGUCCGCAGCGCAGCAGCUGGGGCCCUGGCUGGGGUCAUGGGAGCCUACUUGGGGAGCCCCAUCUACAUGGUGAAGACACACCUACAGGCACAGGCAGCCACAGAAAUUGCUGUGGGGCACCAGUAUAACCAUCAGGGCAUGUUUCAGGCGCUAAUCAAGAUUGGCCAGAAAUAUGGUCUGGUGGGGUUGUGGCGUGGGGCCCUGGGCGGCCUGCCCCGAGUUAUCAUCGGUUCCUCCACCCAGCUGUGCACCUUCUCGUCCACCAAGGACCUCGUGACCCAGCGGGAGAUAUUUCCACCCCAGAGCUGGAAGGUGGCUCUGGUGGCCGCCAUGGUGAGUGGCAUUGCGGUGGUCCUGGCCAUGACACCCUUUGACGUGGUCAGCACAAGGCUCUACAACCAGCCCACAGAUGCUCAGGGCAAGGGCCUCAUGUACCGGGGCUUGCUGGAUGCUCUGCUGCAGACAGCUCGGAUAGAGGGCAUUUGGGGCAUGUACAAGGGUAUAGGUGCCUCCUACUUCCGCCUCGGCCCCCACACCAUCCUCUCCCUCUUCUUCUGGGACCAGCUGCGCACACUCUACUACAUGUAUACCAAAUAACAACAGCCACUCUUCCAACACUCCACCAAGUCGGCACUCCUUGGACUCUUCUGACUCAAUCAUUGUUAUGACCUGGUGACUUCUGACCAGAUGAUCUUUCAUCCAUCAGAGGGGGACCACCAACCCCACUCCCCAUCUGUUUUCUCAGGGUUGAAUCACUACAAGGGAUCGUUUCCCUCCCUUCCUUGGGUGUCGCUUUAAACCUUCCCUACCCAUACCCCUGUGAAUUUCACACCCCUCUCUCAGGGCUGAACCAGUCACUGCAAAGUGUAUUUCCUCCCUUCCUCCACUGCCGGCCUUGGGUCCCUUCUGAUCCCAUGCACAAUUUUAAACUCCACCGUCCAAGACCAAAGGGAAUUGGGGGGACCCAGGUGUUCUGUUGGAUUCAAAGGCACAGAGAUUAUAUUGGUUAUAAAGCAAGUUUAUUUCUGCAGA